Molecule: messenger RNA, 1635 nt
Organism: Aspergillus japonicus CBS 114.51
Lineage: Eukaryota; Fungi; Ascomycota; Eurotiomycetes; Eurotiales; Aspergillaceae
Product: carboxylesterase
Exons: 3
Coding region: 1-1635 (544 amino acids)
Source: RefSeq, a predicted model, not a curated record
AUGGCGACCCGUCUCCCAACCGGCACGACCCUCAAUGGAACCUACACCGGGGUAUACUCGACCUCAUUCGAGCAAGACUUCUUCCUUGGAAUCCCAUACCUACAAGCCCCCGUCGAUGACCGACGCUUCCACCCGGCCGAUAGCCUCACGAGCAGUUGGAAUGGCACGCGCAAUGCGACCGCCUACGCCCCCUCCUGUGUGGGAUACGGUCCCUCCGACCACCCCGACGACAUGUCCGAGGACUGCCUGUACCUCAACAUCGUGCGACCGCACCAUCACACGAGCACGACCACCGACCUCCUCCCCGUGGUAAUCUACUUCCACGGCGGCGGCUUCUCAGGCGGCAGCGCGCGCGACGGACGCUACAACCUCAGUUCCUUCGUUGCGCGAUCUGUUCAACAAGAACAGCCUGUCAUAGCCGUCAGCUUUAACUACCGACUGAGCGCCUGGGGGUUCCUGUACAGCAACCAGAUCCGAGACACGGGGGCAACCAACGUGGGCCUCCGGGACCAGCGCUAUGCCUUGCAGUGGGUGCAGGAGAAUAUCGCCGGGUUUGGAGGCGAUCCCCAGCAGGUCACCGUCUGGGGCCAGGGGGCUGGGGCAUCUAGCGUGGGCUUCCAGCUCACGGCGUACGCGGGGCGUGAUGACGGGCUGUUGCGCGGCGCCAUCCUGCAGAGCGGGAACCCCGUGCCCGCCCGCGGACUCAACGGCACCCAGUACUUCCAGCCCCUGUACGAUGCCCUGACCCAGCAGGUGUAUCCCUCCUCCACAUUCGCACUGGACCCGGAUCGCAUGGCGUGUCUGCGGACGGUGCCCUUUGCGGAGAUGAACGCUGCUAUCAAUGCCACGAGCCCUCACGGCUGGUUUCCUGUGAUCGAUGGGGACAUCGUCUCCGAGCAGCCGAGUCGCUCGCUGUAUACGCGCAAAUUUGUCCCCGUGCCAAUCAUCCUCGGGGCCGCGACGGACGAAGGAACCGCGCAGAUGCCAGCUGAAGUGGAGAUUGUGACAGACGAGGAUUUUGCGGAUAUGGUCGCCAACCCGCAAUCGUAUGGCGUUGCUCCUGGGAUCGCCCUGCCACAAGUACUAGUCGACCAGAUCACCGCUGCGUACGCCAACGUCUCGUCAGUACCGGUUGUGAAAGCGCAGCUGUAUCAAGGUGAUGCGGCGGUGAUCGCCAACCGACGCCAGGCGUGUGCUACCUGGUCCCGCAACAAUGUUACGUCGUAUUGCUAUCGCUGGAAUGUCGCCCUGGAUGCGGCACAGCGCAACGCACAGCACGGCGACGAGCUUCCCUUCGUCUUCGACAAUACGCGCGGCACGGGCUACGAACACAACCCACUGAGCACUGAGUCCCUUGCGGAGCUAGCAGCCCAAGUAAGCGGCAGUUGGGUCAGCUUUGUCGCGACUUUGAACCCGAACGCCUGGAAGACGGCCACUAAUAGCAGCGUGGUUGCAACCUCGAUAACCAGCAAGGGAGGCAUUCCGAUCUGGCCGCGAUACGGUGCCCCGCACCAGUACGCACUGGUCUUCCAGGCCAACGGGACGAGUUACGUCGAGGAGGAUACCUGGAGAGCGACCCCGAUUCGGCUAAUCAAUGGGCCACCGUCGGGAAUUGCAGUGGCGUAUCAACGAUAG